Messenger RNA from Nicotiana tabacum (common tobacco), 2061 nucleotides. Its product is annotated as two-pore potassium channel 1. Gene Ontology annotation, cellular component: plasma membrane. Gene Ontology annotation, molecular function: outward rectifier potassium channel activity; potassium ion leak channel activity. The record is from RefSeq and is a predicted model, not a curated record. Gene Ontology annotation, biological process: stabilization of membrane potential; potassium ion transmembrane transport. Lineage: Eukaryota; Viridiplantae; Streptophyta; Magnoliopsida; Solanales; Solanaceae.
UGUAAAUUAUAGCCUUACCCCAAACUUAAGGAUCUUCUGGAUUAAAACUGUUACCUCCCUGGUAGGAAAAAACAUGUAAACGCCAAAUGACGACAUCUCCUAUAAGAAGCUGAAAGUGAUAGCAAUUUGAUUGGAAGAAAGGGGAAAGCCUGGAAUUUAAAACUCCAAUUGAUGGUAACAAGUGUAAGACCUGUCUUCACGCCUCCAUGCCAAGUAGCUCACUUGUAGCAGAAGUAAUUACGUUGUCAAAAAAGAUUCGAGCCACAGAGAGGACCGAAACAACUUUCUUUUUUUGGAAGGCAACAUAAAUACUCAUACAAAAUAUCGAAAACAUGGCAAUUUGCGAUUUAGCGGCAGCAGUGGUGGGCUGGACCAGCUGGGGGAGUUAGAGUGAAUUUUUGUCCUGUUUGAACUUUGUCAAUAAUAAAGAGAAAUCAGCGGUAUCAUGCAUCUUCGCUCUAUGUGACUAGCAACCUAGGUUAAGAGGAUUUUCUCAGCAGCCACAACCCAAAAUUUUGUCGUCUCUGAAUCCUAACUCUAUUCACCGAUGAGAUUACUUAAAUCACUACAGGCUUGCUGGAAUGACUAACAGAGACAAAAUCCAGCCCUUGUUGGAUCAACUGCAUCAGACGCAUCAUACGGUUGAUCCUAAGAAAAAAAGAUUUCGCCGAUGUAAAAGUGCUCCUCUGGGCGAAUUUGCUCCUGUAGAAAUGAAUGAAAUAAAAAAUGACCAAUCACUUCCACGUUCUAAAUCGCUUUUGGAUAAACUCCACCCUAGUAUUAAGAAAGUUAUUAUUUACUUGGUUAUAUACUUGGGUAUUGGUACCAUUUGCUUUUAUUUGGUUAGAAACAAGAUCAAGGGAAAGAAAAUAGAUGGGGUUCUUGAUUCUGUUUACUUUUGUGUUGUGACAAUGACCACGGUUGGAUAUGGGGAUAUUGUGCCUGACAGUGCAACUACUAAACUGCUCGCUUGUGUCUUUGUGUUCUCUGGAAUGGCACUUGUUGGAAUGAUUCUAAGCAAAGGAGCAGACUACUUAGUGGAGAAGCAAGAAACACUAUUAAUCAAAGCACUGCAUAUGCGUCAUAAAGUUGGUCCAAGUGAAAUACUGGAGGAGAUUGAAACAAACAAAGUAAGGUACAAGUGCUUCAUGGUAGCGGGCUUCCUUAUAGUGCUCGUAGUUGCUGGGACAGUGUUCCUGGCUAGAGUUGAACGGUUAGAUACCUUAGAUGCCUUUUAUUGUGUCUGUUCUACCAUUACAACAUUAGGAUAUGGAGACAAAAGCUUUUCAACCAAAGCAGGGCGCGUUUUUGCUAUAUUUUGGAUUUUGUCAAGCACCAUUUGUUUGGGUCAGUUCUUCCUUUAUGUUGCUGAAUUUAACACGGAAAAGAGACAGAAGGAGCUUGUGAAGUGUGUUCUUUCAAGAAGGACGACAAAUGUUGAUUUGGAGGAAGCUGAUCUUGAUGAUGAUGGGGUUGUAGGGGCUGCUGAAUUUGUUAUCUAUAAACUCAAGGAGAUGGGGAAGAUCAACCAACAUGACAUUGCAGCUGUAUUGAAGGAGUUCGAAAGUCUUGAUGUUGAUCAAUCUGGAACUUUAUCAACUGCAGAUCUGAUACUUGCCCAAUCGUCUUGGACAGGAAGGUGAUCGCUCCACGACCUAAAUUAGUGUAUUAAGCAACCUUUCCGCCAAUGUCUAUGAGCUUCAGUGAGAUUUCUGGGAUGAGUCUUUUCUUUUGAAACUUCCACUGUAUUACAUAAAAUUCAGAUACUACUUGAACCGGUUAAAUCAUAUUUCUAGAAUGUCUGACAAAAGUGAUGCAGUAAAUCCCACUCAGUUUAGUACUAGAGUGAAAUUCACACUUCCCGGAAUCUCCAUGUAAUCUUCUCAAUUCCCUCUGUACACAUGUAAAUGCCUUGUACUUUACACAAUUUAGUUGGUUACUGUAUGCCAAAGAUAGUUCCUCCUCAUAGUUUGUAAAAAGUUAGCUAUAAUUCCUCCUUAUGGUUUGUAAAAUGUUUGCUGUAAUUUCUCCUUAAAGUUUGUUAACUUUUUUUUCCCCUCU